Molecule: messenger RNA, 7001 nt
Organism: Pseudoliparis swirei
Lineage: Eukaryota; Metazoa; Chordata; Actinopteri; Perciformes; Liparidae
Gene: nup210
Product: nucleoporin 210
Exons: 40
Coding region: 393-6044 (1883 amino acids)
Cellular component (GO): nuclear pore
Source: RefSeq, a predicted model, not a curated record
GCUGGAAAGUCCAAUUAUUGUUAAUGGCAGGUAUUUGUAUGUAUCAGUGUAUUAAGUUAGUGUUAGCGAACUAUUUACGGUAAAAUAAAACCGGGGACGUGGUUUCAAAGUCACCUCGAGGAUUAAACAAAGCGGCGGAGCCGAACCAGAGGACCCCCGAGUGUCAUUGUAACGUUAGCUUAACCGUUACCGACAUGUGCCCGGUAUCAACAGACUGAAACUGAGAAGGAAGGCGCGUGGGGGGCGAUGUCGGCUCACUCUUAACGUCUGUCUGGGAGCCACGACCCCACCGCCUCUACACACACAGCACACACCGCUCAAUGGGACGGGAGGAGAGAAGAAGUUUAGCUAGUUUGGACAGAAACUCUUAAGCGGUCUCCCCGGUAACGGAAAUGAUUUCUCCAAAAUUCUCCGCGUCGGCUUUGCUGUUAUUUAUAGUCGCCGCCAUUCAAGUCAACGGCUCCCCGAAACUAAAUAUUCCCAAAGUGUUGCUACCGCUCACCAAAAACACGAGAAUCAACUUCACGUUGGAAGCUACUGAAGGCUGCUACCGAUGGUCUUCCACCAGACCGGAAGUAUCAAGCAUCCAGGCUCUUGAUGAAGAGGGCACCGGAAGCUGCUCCCGGAGAGCUGUUCUCCAGGCUCUCUCCACCCAUUCCUCCAGACUGACCAGCAUCAUUCUGGCCGAAGAUGUUGUUACAGGACAUGUACUGCGGUGUGACGCCAUUGUCGACAUCAUCAGUGAAAUCCAGAUCGUGUCGACCACCAGAGAGCUACAUCUUGAGGACUCACCGCUGGCACUCAAAAUUCAUGCACUGGAUUCUGAAGGAAACACCUUCAGCUCUCUGGCUGGUCUGGUGUUCGACUGGACCUUAGUGAAGGAUGUCGAUGUGAAUGGAUUCUCGGACUCUUACAAAUCACUACGGGUACUUAAAUUCUCCGAGUCCACCUACAAACCCCCUGGAUACAUAUCUGAGAUGGAGCGUGUUGGGAAACAAGGCGAUAUUAUUUUGGUGUCGGGACAGAAAACGGGACACGCUAAAUUGAAGGCCAAAAUAGAAGAGCCAUUGUAUAAGGAUGUGGGUGCUGCGGAAGUCCGACUCUUGAUUUUAGAGAACAUCCUGCUGAGUCCCGCGUACGACGUCUACUUGCUGGCGGGAACGUCCAUCCGAUACAAAGUCAUGAAGAUACGACAGGGCACGAUGACAGAGCUCUCGAUGCCUUGUGAUCAGUAUGAACUGCACGUUCAGAACAGUGCGAUCGGCGCUCACGGAAACCCGGACGUUGCCGUGGCCAGUCUGGAUCAAAGCAGCUCCACCAUUACAGCCAUUCAACUGGGACACAUCAACGUGGUGCUGGAUCACAAGAGCCUUCGAAUGCAAGGAGUGUCUCGCCUACCCAACACCACGCUGCAUGUGGUUGAACCGGGCUACCUAGGUUUUAAAAUUCAUCCAGGCGACAGCUGGGUUCUCGAGACGGGCAGAGUUUAUGACGUCCUCGUCGAAGUCUUUGAUAAAUCCGGCAACAAAAUGUACCUCUCUGAUAAUGUCCGCAUCGACACUGGUUUCCCCUCCGAGUACCUGGAGCUCCUGCAGUCCUCUGUGAAUGGAUCGUACCAUCGCGUCAAAGCGCUCAAAGAAGGCCUGACUCUGAUUGACGCAACCCUCCAAGCUGUCGUGGAUGAAACUGGAGGGAUCCAUGAACUCGCCAACCCGGUCCACAAUGAACAGGAUGUCGAAAUCUACAACCCCAUCAUUCUUAGUCCCAGUAUUCUGACAUUUCCAUGGCAACCCAAGGUUGGAGCGUAUCAGUACACAAUACAGGCCACUGGAGGCAGCGGAAACUUCAGCUGGUCCUCCUCCAACGCGGCUGUAGCCACGGUGACCGUGAAAGGCGUGAUGACCACAGUGAGCGACGUGGGCGUCGCCGUGGUUUAUGCUCGCGAUCUACGCAACUCGCUGCACUUCGGCCAGAUGAAGGUCUACGUUGUCGAGCCCGUGGCCAUGGACUUCGCUCCUUGCCCAGUAGAGGCCCGGGUGGGCCUGGUUCUGGAUCUGCCCCUCAGGAUCUUCGGCCUCCUGGAGGAGGCGGGGAAUGAGCGCGUCAUGUUGAGCGACUGCUCCCACUUUGACCUGCAGGUGGAGGAGGAGAACCACGGCGUCUUCCAGCUGCUCGACGGGAGGCUGGCUCCGGGCCAGGAGGACUGCAGUGGGGUGAGGGCCAAGGCCCUGGCCCCCGGCUACACCAUCCUCACUGUGAGCUACACCCACGGCAACGUUCACCUCAGCGUCAAGAUCACCAUCGCUGCCUAUCUCCCCCUCAGAGCGAUCGACCCCGUGUCCGUGGCCGUGGUGACUCUGGGCUCCUCUAAAGACAUGCUGCUUGAGGGCGGGCCCCGGCCCUGGGUCUUAGAGCCCUCCAAGUUCUUCUGCAACUUGAGCGCCGAGGACGAGGCCAGCGUGAGCCUCGCUCUGACCACCCCUUCAUCGCACAACUACAACCAGCACUGGGUCAGAGCGACCUGCCGGGCUCUGGGGGAGCAGGUGCUGGAGGUGACGUUGGGAAACAAGGCCAGCGUGACCAAUCCUUAUCCUGCCGUGGAGCUGGCGGUGGUUAAGUUUGUGUGCGCAAUCCCGUCUCGCCUCACCCUGGUCCCAGUUUAUUCCAACCCACAGCUGGACCUGACCUGCCCGCUGCUGCAGCAGAACAAACAAGUGGUGCCCGUUUCAAAUUACCGUAAUCCCAUUUUGGACUUGGCUGCUUUUGAUCAACAAGGAAGGAAGUUCGACAACUUCAGCUCUCUGAGCGUUCUGUGGGAAUCGAGCGUGGCGUCGCUGGCCAGCAUCGAACCCACGCUGCCCAUGGAGCUGCAGCCGGUCGAGGAUGACCACAAGCAGAUGAAACUUCACGGGCGACAGACGGUUCUUGUCCACCAUCAAACGGGCAGAGCCACCAUCGCGGUGACGGCUCUGGGUUACCAGGCCUUACACCUCGCAGCAGCCAAAGUACCCAGUCCAUACGGCACCUUGACCCCUGUGUCGGCCACUCUGGACCUGCUAUUGGUUGAAGAUGUGAAGGUUUCUCCCGGCGUAGUUACCAUAUAUAACCAUCCAGAUGUGUGGGUGAACUUGGCCCUGCGAGAAGGCUCGGGGCACUUCUUUGUCAACACCAGCGUGAAAGGGAUCGCCAACGUGGCGUUCCAGGAGGCCCAAGGAAUGGCGCAGGUCUCUCCCGUCCACCCGGGGGAGGUGACGGUGGUGGUUCAUGACCUUUGUCUGGCAUUUCCAGCGCCUGCCAAAGCCACGGUGCACGUUUCUGACAUCCUGGAGGUUUACGUGAGAGUCGUUGACAAGGUGGAGAUCGGCAAAUCUGUGAAAGCUUAUGUCAGAGUCUUGGACGACAAUAAGAAGCCCUUCCCAGCCAGCUAUUUCCGUUUCAUGAACCUCAAACUCAAGGCGGGUUCUGCCAUCGUCUCUCUAAAACAUUUAGUGGAGCCCACGGAAAUCGAUUCUGCUGUUUUCGUGGUGAAAGGUGUUUCCAUCAGUCAGACCACUCUAUCGGCUGUGGUAGUGGAUACAAAUGGCAGAAAAAUUGCAUCUGCACCUCAGCCCAUUGAGGUAUUUCCACCUUUCAAACUCAUCCCGAGGAAGAUCACCCUGCUGAUUGGAGCAAUGAUGCAAAUCACAUCUGAAGGCGGCCCUCAGCCUCAGUCCAACAUCCUGUUCUCUAUGUUCAACGAGGAAAUAGCUUCCGUCAAUGGCAUCGGCCACGUCAGGGGCGUUACCAUUGGGAACGUCACCGUGACCGGACUGGUCCAAGCUGUCGAUGCAGAAACCGGCAAACUGGUCGUCGUGUCUCAGGAUCAAGUGGAAGUUGAGGUCGUGCGAUUGACAGCCAUUCGAAUCAGAGCACCGAUCACAAGAAUGAAGACAAAGACACAGAUGCCUGUGUAUGUGAUGGGUCUGACUAAUAGUCAAACGCCCUUCUCCUUUGGCAACGCCGUGCCUGGCCUCACCUUCACCUGGUCCACCACCAAGAGAGACAUUUUGGAUGUCCAGCCAAGACACAUUGAGGCCAACGUGGAGCUGCAGGCGGAGCACAACUUCGGCAUGACGGUGACCGGGAGAACGAGAGGGCGCACGGGGCUGAAGGUGGUGCUCAGAGUGACUGACCCCCAUGCCGGGCAGCUGGUUGGGCAUCUACUGGAGCUCAUGGAUGAGAUCCAGAUCCAGGUCUAUGACAACCUUCACAUGCUGAAUCCCGAAGUAGAGGCCGGGGAGUUGCUGAUGGCUCCAAACUCGGCCCUCAAACUCCAAACCAGCAGGGACGGCGCCGGUGCACUCUCUUACCGGAUGCUGGAUUUCCCCGACCAGGCUGUGAUCGCUCAAGUGGACGAUAAGGGCUUCCUCUCCUCUGGCUCUCUUACUGGCAUCUCCUCCCUCCUGAUCACCUCGCAGGAGACCUUUGGUUUCAAUCAAACUCUCAUCCUCGCUUUGAAGGUGGUCCCCGUGUCCUACGUGCGCUUCAGUACCAGUCCCGUGCUCUACACGCACACCCGGGAGAGCCUGAAAGCCUUGCCCCUGGGCAUAGUGCUCACCUUCACUGUCCACUUUCACGCCAGCACGGGAGACGCCCUGCACAGCUCCAACUCCCACCUCACGUUCUCCACAAACAGAGAUGACUUGCUGCAGGUGGGGGUUGGGCCCGGUAACCACACUCUGACCGUGAGGACGAUCAAUGUGGGCCUCACUCUUCUGGCCGUGUGGGACAGUGACAACGUGGGUGUGGCGGACUACGUUCCACUUCCUGUCGGGCACGCCAUUCACCCGGAUGAGGCCCACAGGCUGGUGGUGGGGGACGUGGUCUGCUUCAGCGCCCAGUUAACCAGCCCGGAGGGGGGUCAAGGGACUUGGAGCUCCUCGGCUAACGGCGUUCUUCAGGUGGACCCUCAAAGUGGUGCGGCAGUAGCCAGAGACUCGGGGACCGUUUCUGUGUACUACGAGAUACCUGGCGUUAUGAAAACAUACAGAGAGGUCGUAGUGGAAGCGACGACGUGGACGGCUGCGGCGGCGCAGGCUGCGCCCGUCAGGAUCGGCAAGGAAACGAAAGUCCUCCUCGCCACCAGGGGGACGGGAACCAACCUCAUCGGAACCUGUUCCCCGGCCCAGACCGAAGCCAUCUCACAGCUGCAGCCUGAGACCUCCGUCGGCUGCCACCUCGGCUUCAGCAGCGAUGCGAUCGACUUCCCCGCCAACGACGUCUUCAAAACACACACCAGCUUUGACUCCGGCGUUGGCUCCUACACCUGCUCCAUCACCCUGCAGCCGAUGACGGACGCGCGGACCCGUGCGCUCAGCAUGUCCCGGUCCAGCCUGCUGGUGAGGGGCGGCCCGGAGGGCGGCGCCUUCUCCGGGGAACAGGUCGGCGCCAGUUUGCCCAUCGAGCCGGGCCUCUACUCCGACCAGACGGAGCUGGUGCUCUCAAACCUCCACCCGUCGGCCGAGCUCAUCGUCUACGGCCCCGCCGCCGCCCUGUCCAACAUGGAGGUGGUGUCUGCUUCUCCCAACAUCGCCGUCCAAGAGAAGGAAGUACAGCAAAGCUUCCCCAGUUUCUCAAAGUACACGAUCAGCGCCGUGGACCCUCAGGCCGCCGUCUCCGCCUCCAUUUCCAUCGGCGGCGGCUCCUGCGGCCAGAGCAUCGUCAUCCCGGUCACGUUGAUCCAAGUGGCCGAUCCCAGCGCCGCCAAGCCGGUUGUUCACACUGAGGGGGGCCACUCCCUGCACAGUUUUAUAAACUGCUACCAGAUGAUGUUCUUCACCCUGUUUGCUCUGCUGGCCGCGACAGCCAUCGUCAUCAUCGUCCUCCACACGGUGUUCAGCCCAAGGGACCACGGGUUCCAACCUGGCUUCAUGCAGAGGACCCCUGUGCCACUCAUGCCAGGUCUGGGCUCUCCGGGAAUGAAUUCCUUCAACCACUCGAUACCGAGGACGCCCCCCGGUAGCAGCCCCAGGUCGCGUCUCUAUUCUCCAGACUACAAGUCCUGAUGACGCUCCCUGUCUGGUCUCUAUUCUUCAAAAGCAGACUCACCACAGACCCACCACAGACCACCACAGACCACCAGUGCAUACUGAAUAUGCCUCUGUGGGACGUGACUGCAGAACCACUCGCACGUUGGUGCGGACGCAGCGAAGGAACUCAGAAUAUCAGAUCGGGGCUUUUUUCCCUCUGUGUGCCUGUGUGUAUAUUUUUGCGUGUGGAAACAGAUUUAUAUCGUUGUGUAUGUCUUUGUUUGUGGUUUUAUAUUUACAAAACUGCUCCAUUUAUUAACUGACAUAUUUUGGAGAAAGAAGAAGGAGACCCACUAGUUUGAUUGAGUUGUUGUUGUUUAUUUGUGUGGAUGGCGUGUGGCACCUCAGGGGAACCUCGUCCGCCUACGACUCAAAACAUUCACUUGAAAGUGUUUAGUUUUUUAAGAGCAGAAAAACACACUUUGUUUAGUUGUAGCCGAUUGGGUGGAGCCGAUUAACUCCGCCCUCCUCACAGAUGGAGCGCCUUCAGAUGUGCACGAAGCUAACCGAGAACAAAGGUUGGUUCAUUGUUGUUGUUGUUUUACGGGCAUUUGAUUACAGAACACUGUGUUUUUUCUUCUUUCAUUUUGAGCCAUAACGCACCGCACGUCUAACUCGACGUGAACCCGUCGCUCAGCUUUUAUCCCGGCGUUCAACACGUGACGCGGCGACCUUCCCGAAGGGAAACGUUUGUUUUGAUUUCAAACGCCGUCCGACUCCUGAAGUGUUUGUUAUUCGACAAAGAAUCGUAUUUAUGUUCGCUCGUGAAAUUCAGUUUUACUGCAGGAUGAGAAUGUGAACCCCAUGAUUUCAGUGCAUUGUUUUUGAUCGUCUUAACAAUCAUAUCUGAGCAGCUUUCAGCGCACACUCCACAUGUGAGUGAGAAUGUGAUUUUGCCUUUUUGCCAAUUAAAGUUUGGACUUUUCACGUUCA